AUGGUCAAAUGGAUUUUGGCUUGCAUCUCUUCCCCUAGAUUUUCUAUUUCCCUAAAUGGAUCUCUUCAUGGCUAUUUUGAGGGUAAGAAGGGCUUAAGGCAGGGAGAACCCCUUUCUCCAUAUUUGUUCAUCUUGGGGAUGGAAUACUUAUCAAGGAAAUUGGAGCUUUUAAAGGAAGAUAAAUUGUUCAGAUAUCAUCCUAUGUGUGGUAAGCUCAAAAUAUCCCACCUAAUAUUUGCGGAUGAUCUGCUUCUUUUCGCCAAGGGAGACUUAUAUUCAGUCCAAAAACUUUAUCAUUGUGUGAAGGAUUUUAGUGCUACUACUGGUCUGGAAGCUAACCUGAGCAAAUGCUCAAUUUACUUUGGAGGUGUGAAUGAAAAUACCAAAACAGCAAUUACAAAUAUGCUGGGGUUUUCUGAAGGGACUCUUCCAUUCAAGUAUUUGGGUGUACCUCUCAUCUGUAAGAGGUUAACAUUCAUAGAUUGUAACCCAUUAUUGGAUAAAAUCUCUGGUCAGUUUCAGAAGUGGCUUAGACAUAGUAAUCUAUCAUAUGCAGGAAGGCUUCAAGUGAUCAAAAGUGAGAUAUUAGGUGUUCAAAAUUACUGGACAACCAAUUUUGUUCUUCCUGUCAAAGGUGGGUUGGGAGUUUUCUCUGCUUCUAUUUGGAAUCUAUCUUCAGCAUUAAGGAGCCUAUGGUAUAUACAUGUUAACAAGGAAAGUUUAUGGGUGAAAUGGAUCCAUGGGAAUUAUUUAAAACAUUGGGAUAUAUGGCACGUAAAGUCUAAAAAAGAGAAUUCUUGGAUGUGGAAGCAGCUGAUCAAGUGUAGGGACAGAGCUGUGGCUGCUACUGGAGGGAUUGACAACUUGAAGAAGACUCUCAGUGCUUGCUAUAAAGAUUCUAAAUUGCAGUUAUCUGCAGUUUACUCUGUUUUCUCCCCUGGUUCACACAUUGUUCCUUGGUACAACACAGUAUGGGGAAAGCUGAAUUAUCCGAAGCACACAUUUGUUCUGUGGCUUGCUGUGCAGAACAGAUUACUCACACAGGAUAGGUUGAUGAGAAGAGGAACCAUUAAUUCAAAUAUAUGCCUACUAUGUGCAGGAACUGCCUCUGAAACAAGAAAUCAUUUGUUCUUUGAUUGUCCAUUUUCAAGAGAGGUGUGGUUAGCCAUCAUGGACUGGCUUAGAAUGACUUGGCAAUCUUGUGAAUGGGAAUUGCUCAUGAAUUGGUUUUACACCAGACGAAGGGGGAAUGGAUUCAAAACAAAUGUUAGGAGGUUGGCUCUUGCGGCUACUGUGUACAGAUUGUGGAUAGAAAGGAAUAACAGAUUUUUUCAAAAAGGAGUUACAGGUGCUGCUCAUUUGGUUAAGAAUAUCAAAUUUGAUAUCUUAACUAUUUGCCUAAAUAGUUCUAUCUUAGAUGAAUAUAGGGAUUGGAUAAUAUCCUUGUAA
Messenger RNA from Asparagus officinalis (garden asparagus), 1449 nucleotides. RefSeq lists its product as uncharacterized. Bases 1 to 1449 code for a protein of 482 amino acids. The record is from RefSeq and is a predicted model, not a curated record. The transcript is spliced from 2 exons. Lineage: Eukaryota; Viridiplantae; Streptophyta; Magnoliopsida; Asparagales; Asparagaceae.